UCCAACGACUAUUUGACCUAUAAUUUUGACAGGAAACUGUCAGUUUACACACAAUCGAGGAGAACAUAAAUUUAUAUCUUAUAUCUUUAAUAAAAGUGGAAGAAAACAGUAUGGAUGAAUCAAGUUUGUCGAGUCCAGAAGAUGAGAAACGAAUAUCGAAAAAUGGAGAACAUGGUUUGUUCGACGAAGCAAUCGGACAUAUCGAAGAUUUAUUAUUAGAGGAGAAUUUUCAGGCUCUUCAGCAAAGAUUUUUAGAAAAAUACUGGAAUGUUUUUGAACCAGUGGAAGAUAACAAAUUAAUUUAUACCGAUAUAUUUAAUGAAUAUAAUAAAGCUGUAGAGACAUACAUUGAGGAUUAUCUUAAAAAAGUCAUGCCACAAUUCACAAUAGAUAUUCUUUUACAUCAGUUAAACGAGAAACAGGCAGAAUUGGAAGGUGAAGUCUUUGAAGUAUUGUCAACAAUAACAGACUUUUUGGCUUUCAAGGAAAUGUUUCUCGAUUAUAGAGCAGUAAAAGAAGGUAAAGUUGAAGAUCUUAGCUGCGGAAUAGCUAUUACAUCUUUGAAAUCGUAUAAUGCAGGAGAUUGCAAUAAAUCACCAAGAUAAUACAUAUCAUUUUAGUAUCAAAAGAGACAUUUUCUAAGAUAAAAAUCGCAUUAGAAAAAUGUAAAAUAUAAGUCGAGCAUUAAAAAACACACAUGUAUACAUAAUUUUCAAUA
Messenger RNA from Camponotus floridanus (Florida carpenter ant), 718 nucleotides. RefSeq names its product ADP-ribosylation factor-like protein 2-binding protein. The transcript is spliced from 6 exons. The coding region runs from base 111 to 605 and encodes 164 amino acids. Gene Ontology annotation, biological process: maintenance of protein location in nucleus; positive regulation of tyrosine phosphorylation of STAT protein. The record is from RefSeq and is a predicted model, not a curated record. Gene Ontology annotation, cellular component: mitochondrial intermembrane space. NCBI's taxonomy places the organism in Eukaryota, Metazoa, Arthropoda, Insecta, Hymenoptera, Formicidae.